Leptopilina boulardi is the source of this 4965-nucleotide messenger RNA. RefSeq lists its product as uncharacterized. The transcript is spliced from 2 exons. The record is from RefSeq and is a predicted model, not a curated record. Lineage: Eukaryota; Metazoa; Arthropoda; Insecta; Hymenoptera; Figitidae. Gene Ontology annotation, molecular function: nucleic acid binding. Gene Ontology annotation, biological process: DNA integration. The coding region runs from base 1 to 4965 and encodes 1654 amino acids.
AUGUCUCCAACUCCGAAACGAGCUGUCCAACACACCCCUCCUUCUUCUAAUACAGAGAAGAGGACAUUACGGAACUUAGCUUGCCGAAGGGCUAACGUGUUAUUUCACUCGCCGCCUACUAUUCAGCGUGUCUCACACCGUGAACAUAACCCCGAAAUCAGUGCUAGUCGGCACAACACGAUAGUGAACGGUUUACAAACCUUAACCAACACGGAACACCCUGGUUUCGACUCAUUGUCAGAAUCAAGAUCUGAACUUUUAAAUAGUUCUUCAUCAGCAACAUUAGUUCCACCUACUGUACAACUACAGACUCCCCUAAGGGGGGACGUUGAACAAACGAGCCCACCUCUGAUCUCUGUAACCACUUCCGGGAGUGAUACCUUAAACCCGGUGGCGCCCAACAACACUAUUGCUCACCCCACCACUAUGGAGAAUACAAAUAAUACUACUGGCUCCCCAGGAACUUCAAGGGGGGGAGGCCAACGUUCAUCGAAUGAUCUUUUGAAUUCUCUUAUUGUCACCGCCCCUCCGGCAUCAGAAUCUUCGGGUAGUUCCUCUAGUGAACAAACCCCUACGCCUGCUUUUCCGUUAGCAAUGCCUUCUAACCUUUCGUUCAAUGACUGGUUGAGCCUGAUCCGCGCUUUCCAAUCACCAGCGCCCCCUUUUCCCGAAUUUAACGGACUAGACCACGAGGACCCGCAAAAGUUCAUUGAAUCUUGCGAACGCUAUUUUCAGGCGGCACGAACAGAAAAUGACCAACGCACACAACUCGUAGGUAAAGGCCUCCGGGGUGAUUCGCAAAAAUGGUGGGCACUUUAUAAAAACCUUUCCUUUACCUGGGAGGGUUUCCAGGAGCAUUUUCUAAAUAAAUAUUCUGGGCCUACUGUUGUUAUGCGACUCCAAGCCUCUUUAUACUCUCAAAGGCAGGGAGACAAAGAACCAGUCGCUGUUUUCCUGCAACAAAAAUAUCUGUUAGCACAACGGCUCAAUACAACUUUCUCUGCAGUCGAACUAACAAAUCUUUUGUUGGAAUCCCUGAAACCGACCCUUCGUCGUCUGGUUCGCCCCACCAAUCCUCGGUCUUUUCCAGAACUUUUGGAAAGUGCAAUUAAGGCCGAGCAAGACGAAGCAGAUUGUGCCCCUCGUAAACCAGCACCAUCUAAAGAAGAACCUCAACGUAAAGCUGGACCUGAGGUACCACAAUCUAAGCCCCAACGUUUACCCGCUUGCCACUACUGUCCCGAAUUUCAUUAUCAUCGAGACUGCCCCGUGUAUCAAGCACAAAGAAAACAAAAUCUUCCGGAAAACUGGAGAGCUCCGGCGGCCGCGAGUCCCUCAGCGCCCGAUCUACCACGAACUCGGGUACAAAUUGGUAGACGAGAAAUUGUGGCGGAAAUAGAUUCCUGUGCCUCUCACAACUUCGUGAGGUUAGCCAUCCUUACCGCUCACGAACGUUCCCUCCUCAAACCUGGCCCAACACAGGCUAAGUUAGCCGCAAAUGGCGCCACUGUAAACUUACAUGGAUCUAUAAACCUUUCCCCUCAAAUCGGGGAUCAAUGUUAUCCAGGAACCUUUUUAGCUUGUAGUGAUUUGCGCGCUGACCUCGUGCUAGGUAGAGCUUGGCUUAAAGAUCACGAUGUCCAUCACGAGCAUAGGGCUGAUUGUCUCUAUUUAGGGAAAGAAAAUCGAAGGCAAAUCUAUCUGACACCUCUGCCAGUAUCAUUAUCCGGACCUUCAGAACCCUUACCUUUCGAUUUGUCCUCCAUUCCUGAUGAAUAUAAAGAACGUUUUCAACAGAUACUUAAGUUGUACGAAGCAAUUUUCUAUAAAGGGGGACCCCUUCGCCAAACUCUGGCAGCAUCGCACGAAAUUAGGAUAGCCAAUCCUCGACCUUUCCGAGCAGCACCCAGGCGUUAUUCAGAACCAAAGAAGAAAUUCAUUGACUCCGAAACCCGGGAAAUGCUCGCUCAAAACGUUAUAGAACCGGUUACUACAGACUAUAGUGCAGCUAUAGUAGUAGUACCCAAACCUGGAGGGGGAUACCGUCUUUGUCUUGAUUAUCGCCCAGUAAACGAUCAAACCGAAGACGCACCGCAAAGUUUACCCCGAAUUCAUGAAAUUCUAAAACAUAUAGGAACUUCAAAAAUAUUCUCCACUUUAGAUUUUAAAAGUGGCUACUGGCAAAUUCCCAUGGCCCCUGAAUCCAAAAAAUACACUGCCUUCUCAACGCCCGAUGGAGGCCAAUACCAAUUUCGGGUAAUGCCGUUUGGGCUCAAGAACGCACCCGGCACCUUCCAAAAUUUAAUGCGCAAGGUCCUAGCUUCAUUUUGGGGUGAGUUCUGUAUCGCUUACCUUGACGAUAUUAUCAUAUUCUCAGAUACUUGGAAGAAUCAUCUGAGACAUGUAGCUCUAGUCCUUGAGAGAAUCCUCACUUUUGGGCUUACAUGCACCCCCGCCAAAUGUCGUUUCGGACAGGGAAGCUUACCGUAUUUAGGACACGUAGUCACGGCCGAUGGUAAUACAGCACAAACACGUCACAUCGAUGCCAUACAAAAUGCUACCCCUCCAACAAACCGAAAGAAACUAGCAUCAUUUCUAGGAACCUGUAAUUGGUUAAUGGAAUAUGUCCCACGUUAUGCAGAUUUAACUGCGCCCCUCACUAACCUACUGUCACCAAAACGUGUUUAUAAAUGGACACAAGAACAUCAGACUGCGUUUGAAGCCGUCAAAAUGGCGUUCAAGCAACCUCAAGUACUGAGUCGACCGGACCCAAACCUUGUGUUUAUUUUGCAAGUAGAAAACAGUAAUAUUGGAAUGGGAGCUGUCCUUUUCCAAGAAACCCUAGCAGGAGAGCGAAGAAUAAUUUCAUAUUCAAGCGCUAAAUUUAGUCCUACAGAGACUCGCUACCCUGUUGAUGAGCAAAGUUGUUUAACAAUUGUUUGGGCUUUUAAAAAAUAUCGACCAUAUCUUGAAGAUCGUCCUUUCAUUCUACGGACAGAUAAAAAAGCACUUACUUGGUUAAACCAAUCAAAAACUUCUAGACCAAAGUUAACUCGUUGGCACAUUCUUCUCGGGGAAUUCAAUUAUUCACUCGAACAUACUCCAAAGAAAAAUAGCGAGUUACCAAAUGCCCUCUCUACCGAUCCUGACCCUCUUGGAGACGUGCCAGGAGACGCUGAUCUGGAUAGAAUGCUAUACCCACAGAAAAAUGCUUUAGAGGUACCCACAAUCAAUGCCAUCUACGCACCUACGCUACAGGAGGAGAUUGCUGACUCUCAACAAGCAGAUCCACUUAUCAGUCGACAAAUGGGUGAGUGGCUAACAAUCCAACAAAAUGGACCAAUUAACGAUCGAGAACGAGCUUUUUACGAGGGAAACCGACUAGAUGGAAGUGGUUUUUGGAAACGUUGCCCCAGCAAUGGGCACUGGCAAUUACGGGUUCCAGUCGCCCUAAAACAGCGAGUAGUAUGGGAAUAUCACGACGUUCCUCUAGCCGGACACCCUGGAGUAGAAGAGACUACCCGCAGCAUAAAGGAAUACUUUUUCUGGCCUAACAUGAGCAGGGAAAUACGGCGCUAUAUCUCAAAAUGCCACCUCUGUCUUUGCUCGAAGCCCAUACACCACCGUGUAGUCGCAGGUCAAAAGCCAAGAAAACCCCAUUCUGCAUGGGAAACUGUUGCCCUAGACCUUAUGGGACCUUAUCCUCUAACUACCCGAGGAAACCGAUUCAUCCUCGUAGUAACGGAUUUGUUUACCCGUUGGGUGGAGGCAUUCCCUAUACGUAAUUCAAACGCUUCCACCAUUAUUAAAAUUCUUGAAGACGAGGUCUUUUCUAGAUUCGGAUACCCGCAUCGGAUACUAAGUGAUAAUGGUCCACAAUUCCGUAGUAACCUCUGGGCCGAAGCUGGAAAAAAUUGGACUUGUACACUAUGGACAACCCCUGAGUAUCACCCGCAAGCUAAUCCAACUGAACGUCGAAAUCAAGAGGUCAAGAAGGGUUUACGACUCCGUCUGCACGACGGAAAUCAACGAGUUUGGGACCAACAACUCCCCAAACUACUUUUUGGACUACGUCGACGCAGAAACGCCGCUACUGGAGUUACACCUGCACAUUUAGUUUUUGGACGAGAAAUCAGACGACCAGGAGAAUGGCAGUUACAGUAUGGUUCUGCACCAGAACAACAAACACCAGUACAACAACGAGAAGCAGCCGCAUAUAAACAUCAAACACAGUAUCAAAAGAGAUACGCUGGCGUUAACACCGAACCACCGUUCAAAGUAGGAGACCUAGUGUACGCUAAAAAUACUCGCCUUUCCAACGCAGCGGAACGUUAUAACGCCAGAUUAGCCCCAACUCGAACUGGACCUUACCCAGUCCAGGAAAUCGUGUCACCAGGCGUCCUCUGGAUUCAGAAGGAGGACGGACCUCAUAAAGUCUACUCUUCCGAGUUAAUACUAGCUCCAAGUCCACACCAACAAACUAUAUUUUCCGCUCCAACCAAAGAAAAGUCCGAUGGAAGGUCGACAGAUCCUAAAGGAAUGGCAAAUAAUCCGGACGGAUUACUAGUUGAUGAGGCUGAACAAGCCCAAGCCACAACCCUUUUAGACCAUUCGAUAGCCGCGAAUCCUAGCUCCACGGUCUGCGACUGCGAGUCGUCACCCUCACUCCAGUCUCGACAUAGACCUACCUCUACGUCGACCGACGUAAGGUUAAGCAACAACGAGAUAGGAAACAACCGCUGCAGCCCCUCCGAUGAGGCGGCAAACACCGACAACAAUUCCUUGGAUAAGGAAAAUAUUUCGUCGCCUGCAACUGAACAAGUUCAGGUAACUGUCACACAACCAAACAUCGGCCAAUCAGCAAACUCCAAAGAUCUACAUGAUAACGUCAGCGGACGCUAUCCUCAUCGCCAGCGAAACACGGUCACCUACCGAGAUGCACGACCGUACACGAAACGCCGGUAA